GGCGUGUAUUGAUACGGUGGAGAUGGUGUAACAGGGCAGCUGGGGAUAUGUUGCGUGGGAUUACGGUGAUCAUGUUUUGAUAUUUGCAUAGCUUAAGAGCCUAAAGACUGUAAAUAAAUGCGGCAACAUGUCUUCUGUUUCGUUAAGGACGACGCUUUUACUUUUUCUCUGUUUCACGUCGUGCACACUUUGGAGACUUGGUGCUUGUGUGGACAGAGAUGCUGGUAUUGUCUUCGUCGUGCUGAGUCAAGACAGUGCAAUGAGCAGCAAAGCGGCAGAGCAGCUGUCGUCAAGCAUAGCGGAGCAAGCUGCAGCGCUGAAAAUGGUGGCCCCCACCGUGUACCUGUUGCACAAGCAGUGGCCGGACGUCGCGGGAGCGUGGACCGUGUUUCCCCUGAUAAAACGGCUGGAAAUGCUUCACAGAAAGGAUGGACGCUGGUUCUUCUUCUGUGAGGACACCACGGGCGUCGAGCUCUCCCUUCUUCACAAAGCUCUUCACAGACUCAACUCUACGCAGGAGGCCCAGUUCGUGGGUCAUGCCCUGUGGGACGAAGAGACGACCAUCGUGCACCACUUCGAUGACCCGCGGUCGCUGGCCUACCCGGACCUGUCGGCGGGCAUGGCGCUGAGCGAGGCGGCGAUGCAGAGGGUGGCUGAAGCACUGGACAUCGAGUCUCCCGAAGACUUCUCCAUCGAUCGGCAGUACGAGAUAGCCAAAUUUCUGAGGGACCACUGUGGAGGCCUGCUACUGGAACACGCCGAGUCCUUCUGCCUUGGGGAACGCAGCGAGGGCUGCGCCACCUGGACCUCUGUACAGGCGCCAUCGUGUGCCGAACAUGUGCCCAAAGAAGCCCUGACGGUCGCAGUCAAGACAUGCAACCAAUUUCAUAAAGACCGAGUGCCGGUGAUCAAGGCGACGUGGGCUGGGGACGCCCACCGGGUGCUCUUCUUCAGCGACGUGGAGGACGACCGCGUGCCCACCGUCACGGUAGGCGUGGCCAACGUGGAACGCGGUCACUGCGCCAAGACGCUGGCCAUUCUGAGGCACGUCGUGUCGCACGGUCUGCUCGAGCGCUGGCUGCUCGUGGCCGACGACGACUCCCUCAUCAGCAUACCGCGCCUCCUGGACCUGUUGAGUUGCUUCGACUGGGAAGACGACGUGGCGCUCGGCGAGCGCUACGGAUUUGGUGCAGCUACUGGGCGCGGCUACGACUACCUCACGGGAGGCUCGGGGAUGGUGUUCAGCCGCAAGACCGUCGAGCGGAUCAUCAACUCGCCAUGCUCGUGUUCGAAGGCCGACUCUCCUGAUGACAUGACCUUGGGAGUGUGCCUCAAACAGCUGGGCGUUCCCAUCACGCAUUCGCCGCUGUUCCACCAGGCGAGACCAGAUGACUACAGUCGUCAGCUCCUGUCUCAUCAGCGGCCCAUCUCGUUUCACAAGUUUUGGAUGAUGGACCCAGUUGCUGCCUACCGGAAGUGGCUUGCGGAUAUUCCAUACAACGCUACCCGACAUGAAGAACUCUGACAGCAUCAGUAUGCCUUAGUUGCAGCUAUAGAACCGGUUCGUUUCGCGGGAACAGAUAACGAAAGCCAAGUGCUUAUCAGAGGGGGUCGGCCUCUCUGGCGACCGCUUGUCGUACCGUAUAUAAUUGUGAAGCUCACUGCAGCUGUUUUUACAUGUUAUGUAAAGCGAAAGCACAUGGCUACGCUCUAGUUUAGAAAUCUUUUGUAAGCAGCUGCGAACGAAAAGAGGGCAGCUAAUAAAUCAAGCUGCUCGUGUUAACUUGUAUGUGCAAGUGUUCUAGUGAAGGUAAAUAAGUUCAGUGUAUUAGAGCGUUUUCGAGCCUUCAAAUAAAUAUUUUUUUUUGUUUUUACUGUG
Molecule: messenger RNA, 1879 nt
Organism: Dermacentor albipictus
Lineage: Eukaryota; Metazoa; Arthropoda; Arachnida; Ixodida; Ixodidae
Product: beta-1,3-glucosyltransferase
Cellular component (GO): membrane
Molecular function (GO): N-acetylgalactosaminide beta-1,3-galactosyltransferase activity
Source: RefSeq, a predicted model, not a curated record